Messenger RNA from Hydractinia symbiolongicarpus, 2521 nucleotides. RefSeq lists its product as uncharacterized. Lineage: Eukaryota; Metazoa; Cnidaria; Hydrozoa; Anthoathecata; Hydractiniidae. The record is from RefSeq and is a predicted model, not a curated record. The transcript is spliced from 2 exons. The coding region runs from base 1115 to 2521 and encodes 468 amino acids.
AACGCCGGGGUAAGCCACAAGUCAAGGUGUGACCCGCCAUUGAACACUAUGUGGAGCGCUUAAUAAGAGCCGUAAACUGUACUACACGGUCAGGUGGAGCGCUUUAGUACAGGUACGCAGUAUGUCCUUAAUCGAGUAAAGCGCACACAACACUAUAGUGUUUCGGCUGUAGUGUAUUUUUGAAAAUAUAACUCUACUGUAACUUUAGCCAAAAUAAAAACACAAUUUACAACCAUUUGUUACCCCGUCAUAGGAAAAACAAUGGUCAAUUUUAUUUUAUUUUGCGAAAUAAGUUUCAGUAAAGGUUAACAAAUUAAUUGUGACACUGGACUGAGCACUUAGUACAGAUAAAUCGUGCGACACAUGCGUUUAGGCUUAAGACCCUAUUCAAAAAAACUAUUGAAGCUUUGGUUUACAAAACACAGGAUACACUCUGUUGAAACGGCGGGUUAAGCCACAAGUAGCUGUGUUACCCAGCGUUAAACACCAAAUUGAGUGAUUAAUAAGAACCGUCAACUGUGCCACACAUUCAGGUAAAGCGCUUUAGUACAGCCAUAUAGUGUGUAGAAAAUCAAGUGAAGUGCACACAACUUUAUGGUGUUUCCGGUGUAAUAUACUAUUCAAAAAAUAACUUUCGACAACUUAGGUAAAAUAAAAACCCAGAUUACAAUUCAAUGUUACCCCAUCAUAGCGAAAGCAGCUGGCCAACCUUCUUUAUUUUUCAGGGAAUGUUCCCGAGAAAAGUUCAAAAAAAUGUUAAGCUGAGUGCUUAGUAUAGGUAAACAGUGUGUACUUUUUUUCUGUAAAAAAUGUUAUCACAACUUCGGUUAAACAGAAACACAGGAAACAGCCUGUUGUUACCACCGGACUAUGCGCUUAGUACAGCUAGACUGUGUCGCACAUGAGUAUAGACGAAUUUCAAUGUUUACAUUUUUCGGCACUUCUGCGCAUGCGCGGCUUGCCGUAAAAAUCGACAGGCAAAACAUUAGCCGCGCCUUCGUUAUUUCAUAAGGAAGUUAUCGAAGAGGGAAGACGUGUUGUGAUAGUUAGAGAGAAAAAACUUAAAAUUAUUUAAAAUAUUCGUCGUAAACGUUGAAGUACUGAUUGUGGAAGGAUGCCUGAUAGUUGCUGUGUACCGAAUUGUACGAACAGACGCAAGAAAGGCGAUGGAAGUGGUGGUUUUUUUCGAAUUCCUUCGAAGAAAUACCCAGACGUCAGAAAAAGAUGGUUGACUGCGAUUGGCAGGGUGGAUUGGCCAGAACAGCUAAUUGGAAAUGCUAAAGUAUGCCAUCUGCAUUUCACAUCUGGAAAAAAAUCAAAGGACCCACUGAGCCCUGAUUUUGUGCCAUCAGUUUUCGACCGAAUUGGGAAAAAAAUGAGUGAGGAAAAAAAGAAAGAGAAACAGGAUCGAUUCCAACGUGCACGUCUGAGAGUUAAGCAGCGCUCAAAUCUUCCUGUUGUGGAAGAGCCCAGUGAAGUUUUGGAACCAGAGGAGGAAGAGCUAAGCCCACAAGAUAUGGAGAUUGAAAAAUUAAAACAAAAAGUGACAGAAAUAGAGAAUGUUGUGAAAGAAAAAGAAAAUAACAUCAAGGAAGUGACUCGAAAAUACUGUAGCAUCCAAAAUGAACUUGUCAACAGGAUGGCUGAAAUCCAUCAGUUAAAAAAUAAAAGCAAUUUGUCAAGAAAAUUCCAACUAAAUUAUGGACAUUUGAAAAGUCACAAAAAUUAUUUUUAUUUUUAUACUGGAUUGGACCAAGCACGCUUCAACUGGGUAUUUGCAAUUAUCAAAAAUAAAAUGAAACGUAUCAGCAGAAUAUUGACACCGAAAGAUCACCUUGUUUUUGUCCUGGUAAAAUUGAAACUUGGCUUGUAUAACAAAGAUAUCGCUUUCAGGUUUGGAAUUACAUGCAAAAUGGUCACCAAAAUUUAUCGAAGCUUGCUUAAAGUAUUAUCAAAAUCUUUACUUUUUUUAAUUGUGUGGCCUGAGAAGGAAGCUAUACGUAAGCAUAUGCCGAAGUGUUUCAAAAAGUACCUAAGUUGUCGCUGCAUCAUUGACUGCACUGAGAUAUUCAUACAACGUCCAUUAAAUCUCAAUGCCAGAGCACAGACAUGGUCUAAUUACAAGAAUACUAAUACCAUCAAGUAUUUGGUUGCAUGUUCUCCAACAGGAAGUGUUAGUUUCCUAUCAGAAGGAACAAUAAAAAGUGGUUUUUUGUAUUUAGUCGAAAAUGGAGAUCUUGUUUUGGCUGAUCGAGGAUUCCUUAUCGAGCAAGAGUUGGCAACACGAGGCGUGGUAUUAAAAAUACCUGAAUUUACCAGAGGGAAGGAACAAAUGUCAGCAAUGGAUGUAGAUCGAUCUCGAAAAAUAGCCAAUGUUCGAAUCCACAUUGAGAGAGUUAUUGGACGUUUGAGAAAGUUUGAAAUUUUGAACACAACCAUACCUAUCACUCAAGUAGAUUUAUUGGACGAUGUGUUUAUCGUUAUAUGUGCUUUGGUGAACUUGAACAAAGGCAUUAUAUAA